Molecule: messenger RNA, 2611 nt
Organism: Panthera uncia (snow leopard)
Lineage: Eukaryota; Metazoa; Chordata; Mammalia; Carnivora; Felidae
Gene: PUS7
Product: pseudouridine synthase 7
Exons: 16
Coding region: 518-2506 (662 amino acids)
Biological process (GO): pseudouridine synthesis
Cellular component (GO): nucleus
Molecular function (GO): pseudouridine synthase activity; RNA binding
Source: RefSeq, a predicted model, not a curated record
ACUUAUAAUCAUUGGUACCAUGUAUAUUUUAAUAAUUAAUGUGUAUGAUAGGGUUAUUAGUUCAAACAAAUGAAAAGUAUUUGUAAUUUCAUUUGAAACACAAAAGUGAGAUUAGUUAAUGAGCUUGUCUUGUAAGUUAAAUAUAACAAGGAAAAGAGAUUAGGCAAGUGUCCACAAGUAUCGAGAAAAAGACUGCCCAAAAAUAUUAAAGGCCUGUUUAUUUGGUGCUGUUGGCAGUGCUUUGAGGGACUCUUAAUAUUAAAUGGUAUUUGAAGGAGGAAACCCAUGUUUAAUCAUUAGCCCAGAGAACAAAAGAAGCCUAAGAAGCUUUGUUUUUUCCCCAGACUCAGCAAUACAGUUCUGCUGUACAGACCAUCCAUAAUAAAUAUUAAUGACCAGUAGUUGAAUAGGAACAGCUAUUACAGACCUUUGAGCAACUCAUCAUUUUUCAGCUUUGCAGAGAAAGAAACCUCAGCUUAGAGAGGGUUCUCUUAAAUGUUUUCUUGGAGCCUUAAACAUGGAGAUGACAGAAGUGACUGGUGUGUCGCUGAAACGUGGGUCUGUUGCUGUUGAAGACAAUGACAGGGUGGCCCCAGCUGAGGAGGCAAAAAGACAGAAGAUCUUGGACCAUUGUCUGACCAAAAGUCAGAGUGAGCUGGAGCAUGUCUCUCCACCCAGUGGGGUCAACGUGCCUGAGCCACCUGAGGCUGUGAGUGCCAGAGAGGGUACAAAGAAUUCUGAUGUGCAGUUGGAAGAAGAGGAAGAGGAGGAGGAAGAUGGCCUCUCUGAGGAGGGUGAGGAGGAGGAGGAAGCUGAGAGUUUUGCAGACAUGAUGAAGCACGGCCUCACUGAACUUGACGUUGGCAUCACCAAGUUUGUAAGUUCUCAUCAGGGAUUCUCAGGCAUCUUGAAAGAAAGAUACUCCGACUUUGUUGUUCAUGAAAUAGGAAAAGACGGACGCAUCAGCCAUUUGGAUGACUUGUCUGUCCCCGUGGAUGAGGAGGAUCCAUCGGAAGACGUAUUUACGGUUUUGACAGCUGAAGAAAAGCAGCGUUUAGAAGAGCUCCAGCUUUUUAAAAAUAAGGAAACUAGUGUUGCCAUCGAGGUUAUUGAGGACACCAAAGAGAAAAGAACCAUCAUCCAUCAAGCGAUUAAAUCUCUGUUUCCAGGAUUAGAGACAAAAACAGAGGAUAGAGAGGGGAAGAAAUAUAUUGUAGCCUACCAUGCAGCUGGAAAAAAGGCUCUGGCAAAUCCAAGAAAACAUUCUUGGCCAAAAUCUAGGGGAAGUUACUGCCACUUUGUACUCUACAAGGAAAACAAAGACACCAUGGAUGCUAUUAACGUACUGUCUAAAUAUUUACGAGUCAAACCAAACAUAUUCUCCUACAUGGGAACCAAAGAUAAACGGGCCAUAACCGUUCAAGAGAUUGCUGUUCUCAAAAUAACUGCUCAAAGACUUGCCCACUUGAACAAGUGCUUGAUGAACUUUAAGCUAGGGAAUUUCAGCUAUCAGAAAAACCCUCUGAAAUUGGGAGAGCUUCAAGGGAACCACUUCACUGUUGUCCUCAGAAAUAUAACAGGAACUGAUGAACAAGUUCAGCAAGCCAUGAACUCUCUCAAGGAGAUUGGAUUUAUUAACUACUAUGGAAUGCAAAGAUUUGGAACUACCGCUGUCCCCACAUAUCAAGUUGGAAGAGCUAUAUUACAGAAUUCCUGGACUGAAGUCACGGAUUUAAUAUUGAAACCCCGUUCUGGAGCUGAAAAGGGCUACUUGGUUAAGUGCAGGGAAGAGUGGGCGAAGACCAAAGACCCAGCUGCUGCCCUCAGAAAACUACCUGUCAAAAGGUGUGUGGAAGGGCAACUGCUGCGAGGACUUUCAAAAUAUGGAAUGAAGAAUAUAGUCUCUGCAUUUGGCAUAAUACCAAGAAAUAAUCGCUUAAUGUAUAUUCAUAGCUACCAAAGCUAUGUGUGGAAUAACAUGGUAAGCAAGAGGAUAGAGGAGUACGGACUGAGACCCGUCCCGGGGGACCUCGUUCUCAAAGGAGCUACAGCCACCUAUGUUGAUGAAGAAGAUGUUAAUAAUUACUCCAUCCAUGAUGUGGUAAUGCCUUUGCCUGGUUUUGAUGUUAUCUACCCAAAGCAUAAAAUUAGCGAAGCCUACAGGGAAAUGCUCACAGCAGACAAUCUGGAUAUUGACAACAUGAGACACAAAAUUCGAGAUUAUUCCUUAUCAGGAGCCUACCGAAAGAUCAUUAUUCGUCCUCAGAAUGUCAGUUGGGAAGUCGUUGCAUAUGAUGAUCCCAAAAUUCCACUCUUCAACACAGAUGUGGACAACCUAGAAGGGAAACCACCACCGGUGUUUGCUUCUGAAGGCAAAUACAGAGCUCUGAAGAUGGAUUUUUCUCUUCCUCCUUCUACCUACGCUACCAUGGCCAUUCGCGAAGUGCUAAAAAUGGAUACCAGCAUCAAGAACCAGACCCAGCUGAACACCACCUGGCUCCGCUGAGUCCUUUUUCCCCAGACGAGAACAUGCAGACGGGUGUUUGCUGGCUUCUUGUUCAUUUUUGUCUUAGUACAGACCAUAGGUGUAUUUUAGAUCUUUGUAGCUAAA